GAGAAUCUCUUUUGCCUUUUCUUCGUCCUGGAGCUUUCGAUCCGCUUUGGCGCUUACAAGCGGAAGUUAUCGGCUCUGAAGGACAUUGGCUUCGUUGUGGACCUGGUGCUGGUGAUAUUGAUGGUACUCGAAAUCUGGCUGUUGGCAAUCAUUCAACUGGCCACAUUGACCGCGGACACACCGUCCACAUUCAACCCGGCCUUCCUACGCUUAACUCGGGUCUUCAAGUUCUUCCGCAUGGUGCGGCUGGUGCGAUUGUUGCGCUACACGCCGGAGAUUGUGAUUUUGGUGAAGGGGCUGGGCGUCGCAUCAC
Symbiodinium pilosum is the source of this 313-nucleotide messenger RNA. The record is from the annotation of a GenBank genome assembly. Lineage: Eukaryota; Dinophyceae; Suessiales; Symbiodiniaceae.